This is a messenger RNA of Micropterus salmoides (largemouth bass), 5932 nucleotides long. RefSeq names its product coiled-coil domain containing 9 (gene ccdc9). The record is from RefSeq and is a predicted model, not a curated record. The coding region runs from base 173 to 2563 and encodes 796 amino acids. NCBI's taxonomy places the organism in Eukaryota, Metazoa, Chordata, Actinopteri, Centrarchiformes, Centrarchidae. The transcript has 15 exons.
GGAUGUAAGCCGCUGCUAACAGGAAGCCGAAUAACGAGGACUCAUUGAGGUGCAGGAAUUGGCAAAGAGCAACGAUUCCAAACAUUGCUCUGUACCCUCGUUACAAAUCCUCCACGAUACAGGAGGAACAAGCAGUCAGCCACCGGUGUAUGAACUCAAGUCAGAGGCAGCUAUGUCUUCAGCGGUGGACCUCAAGACCAAGGAGGAGAAGGAUGCGGAGUUGGACAGACGAAUCGAAGCUUUGAGGAAGAAAAAUGAAGCUCUGGUCAAGAGGUACCAGGAAAUAGAGGAAGACAAGAAGAAGGCGGAGCAGGAGGGCAUUGCUGUGACGACCCCUCGCAAGCCCCGCCCCCAUGAGCCGGAGACGGACAGAAGGAAGACUGAGAAAGAAAACUUAACUGUCACGGUAGAAAUUUCCAAACAGACGGGGGUAAGACAUGAUGAGAAGAGAGUUGUGAAUGAAUGGAAAACUGGAGCGCCUCGCGGUCGGAAGACGUCAGAGGAGAGUGAAGGCCAUGGAGGGCAGAGCGACGGCCACAGGGGGCAGAGCGACGGCCACAGCCCCCCCAGGAGGACUGGGUCGGGGCGAAUGGGUCGAGGAGGUCAGAGAGGAGGAGGAGGAGGAGGAAGCCGCCAGGAGAGGAGAGAAUGGGAACCUAGAACACCCAGAGAUGGAGAACCUGGGGAGUCAGGAGGACAGGGACGCAGAGGAGGAAGGAGAGGAAGAGGAGGAGGAGGAAGAGGAGGAGAAGGAAGGGGAGGAAGAGGGGGAGGGGGAGCGGCGGGAGAUGGAGGAGAUGGAGGAGGUGGAAGGGGAGGAAGAGGAGGAGGAGGAGGCGGAGGAGAAGGAAUGGGGACACCAGGUGGCAUGGACAAGAAAUCCAAGGAAUGGGAGGAGAAGAGGCGGCAGAACAUUGAGAAGAUGAAUGAAGAAAUGGAGAGAAUAGCAGCAUAUGAGAGAGGACAGCAGCCGGAUGCAGACAAGCCGAGCCGUAACUUCCUGGACGACCCGAGACGUUCAGGACCGGCGCCAGACAUAGACCGCAAGGAGGGCAGCAGGAGACAUGUACGAAACUGGGGAGGACUGGACUUUGACAACGUGAAGACAGGAGCCGAACUGGAGAAAGAGUGGACCAGUCGAAGGCCUGGUCCGAAAGGGUCUGUAGACAUGACCAUGUCAAUGACCGGCCGGGAGAGAGCAGAGUACCUGCGCUGGAAGAAGGAGCGUGAGCAGAUUGACGAGGAGCGACUGGCACGCCAUCGUAACGCCACAGGCCAGUGGAGACGAGAGUGGGACGCACAGAAGAAUGAGAACAUGUUCAAGGAGGACCCAUAUGCAGCUGCAGAGGGCAUCGCACCCGAGCAGGGCAGCAGGAGAGACGACAAUAAACGCCCUCCUAAAGCGCCGACAUUUGGCGACUUCUUGUCCCAGGGCACUACGCAGGGGCCACGAGGGGACCGGGGCAGAGGGAGGGGCCGAGGACAGAAACCAAGCUACAGCAUGCAUGACAACCGCUGGGAAGGAGACAAAGAAGAAGAGGACAAGGAAAAAGAGGACAAGACGAAGCGAGAGGAGAAGACUAAACCCGAGGAGAAGACUAAACCCAAGGAGAAGGAGGAAGAACAAUCCAAACCUCCCACAGCGCAGAAGGUGGAGAAGGACGGAGAUGGAGAGGAUGACGACGAGGAAUGGGAAGAUGCAAGCGAUGGAGAAGACGACGAAGAAGUGGAGGAAGGGAGCGACUCAGAACACGACUCCAGGGGUGAUGAGAAGAAAGACAAGGGGAAAGAGAAACCAGUCACGAGCAAAUACAACUCGCCGACAUCUCGUGCACCUCGUUCUCGGUCGACAUCAGCAGGAAGCCCCAAAGAACAGCGCCCCCCCAGACCAAAGGUCCACAUCCCCCCGCCGGAAGCAGUUCAGGAGUCACCAGAGGGAGGCAAGCCCCUCAGCCCCUUCCUGUCGUUGGAGGGCCACAAGCCUGUAACAGACUGGGCGGAAGAGAUGGAGAUGCUGUCGCCCCGGAGCAGCAUGGGAGGCGAGAGCCCACUAAAACCCGCCAGCGUGGAGGCCAGCCCGCCCCAGAAGAAGGAGGAGGAGCAGCAGGAGGAGCAGCAGCAGCAGGAGGAGAUGCAGAGCCAAGUUGCCAGCUCCGCUGAACCUCCUGAGCCACUGAAAGGGGAGGAUACAGCUGUAGAUGUUGCCUCUCCUUCAGAAAAGACUAAAGCCCAGCAGACUGUGAUAGUGUCAGAACAAGAGUCCGUCCCCGCAGACUCCCCUGCUGCACCGCCAUCUGACCCUGCCCCGUCUGAGGUUCCUCACCCCGCCCCCUCUGAUUUUUCUGCCCCAGCCCUUUCUGAGAUUUCUGUCCCCGUCCCCGUUACAAUGGACCAAGAUACACCUGCUGCUCCAUCACAAGCAGACAAACUGGACACCCCUCCCUCUCCAGCCGUCCUGGAGGAACCAGCAGGAGGGAACGAUGACGACUCGUCGCCCGCUGGGACCGAAGCUGCCCCGCCAGCAGAAACAGUGGAGUCCUCGGAGCAAACGUCCUCAGGCUGAAGCUGCUGGGAACAAACAGACUCACUUCUGAGGAGGUCAGAAAGAUGAGAUAGACGAAGAGCAUCACACUACUCGUCGCUGGAAUGACCAUCACACAUCGAAAUAAAACGAGAGGAAAAAAAUUACAUCAUCAAGUAGGAGGAGGAACUGUGUAUCGCUGCCAUGGACCAGCGUUUUUUUUUCCAGCGCUCUCUCUGAGCUGUUGUUUUUUUGUUUUGUUUUUUAAAUCUUUUUGAUCAGUCGGUUUGAUCACCUCUGGUCCGCUGCCAUGUUUUGUGCCACGCUGUUAGGUUUUAAGAUAUGAAGAGGAAAAGUCAUGCACUGCAAAAUCUUUUGCCCAUUGGCGACACCCCUAAACCGAACAGAUACCUGCUGAGCCCGGCCAGUCCAAAGUGGGUUUGCAAGGCCAAGAACUACGUAGAAAUGAAUCUCCACACCAGCUGGCCGAUAUCACUUUAUAAAAAGCUUUUUAUAAAGUGAUAUUUCCUGUCUGAUUGUUGUUUUAAAAACAUAUUGCUCGGCCGUCUCAGGUACAGAACAGACGUGGACAAUUUCUGCGUCGGAUUUGGCCGGAAAAUAAUUACUACUUCAUGGAUUGAACAGAUUUAAUUUUGUCUGUCAACAUGACCGGCGUGUUAGCUGGUUAACCGUCACAUGUGGGGCCCUAACCAACCUGCUGUCUUGUUGUAAACACAUCUGACUCGUGCCCUGGCUAACAUAUUUUUCUAGAAGCCUGCAUUUAUAGCUGCCACAAGGUAUAUGUUAAAAGUCAAAAAUCAUGAAACGCAGAAGAAGCAGAGAAAUCACAUUUUUUAACUCCUUCCGCCUGCUUUCCUGUUGAAACACGAGUCAAGUCAUCAAUACUUGUGACUGAGCUCUGACUGUCCAGCAAGACAUUUUAGUGUUCUGCUGAUUUAGCUUUAGCCUCCUAAAACAUCGCAGAACUCAUGAAUUUAACAAAGAAAGGAUCAAACUCGAUGCAGCUCAACCAGAUAUGUCAUCUUGUUGUAUUCUUCUUCCUUAUCAAAACAGGUGCCUCCAUUACCCACAAUGCAGUUUGCCAACAUUUGGGUUGGAGGUUUGGGUGUGUUAUGCUAGUAGCCGCUGUAGCAGCCUUUAGCCUGCAGCAGAGAAGUGUAGCAGGGUACAGUGGUCUGCUGAGCUCACUUCUUUCACACCUCCCAUCAUUUUUCUUUUUCAAACUUCUAGUCUUCAGAUCCAACUGACUCUGACUCAAGUGACAUCACUUGAGGACAUUUAUCUAUCAUCGCACGGCUCCAUCUUGGGUUCCCCUUUUAAAAAUGCUGGAUUAACCUUCCCUCGCUAAACAAUCUUACUAUGGACUCCGUCUUUGUACUCGUCAAGUGUUAUCCAAACAUGAUUUGCACACGGUGUUUUCUAAACUGGACUUGUCACGGCAAAAGUUGCUCUCAGCUCUGUGUUGUAACUUUUAAGCUUGAGUGCUGAACUUUUCACAUAUAAACGAACAUUAAGCCCUCGCCAACUGAGUUCACAUGGUGCUGAUUUAAACUUAUCGUCGCCAGGUAAAUCUCUGUAUUCGCAGUAUGCUAAAUCGGAGGCAUACGUCGUUAGCAUGCGUCAUUAGUGUUGGUGUAAUUACUCUCACUGCCAAUAGGGGGAGACACUGCAGGUUUAAAACCUCUGUUUUGAGGGGUGUCCAUCUUGUGAUUUUACUAUUGUGCUGAUCUUAGCUCUAUCAGUCUCUAUAAUGUAGACUUCGGACUAAAGCCUGUCCUGCUCUUUGGUUUUAUUUUGUUGGCUUUAAUUAUUUGUUUUGUUAGAUUGUGCAUGGAAAUUUGUUUUUCUUCAUAUCAGAACCAACUGACAAUUUUGUUUUUGUCAUGAGAGAGAACACUUCUGUUGACACACUAAAGCUGUUUUCAAAAAUGAGACACCUUUAGCCUGACUGUUUUCAUGAGCUUUUCUGCAGGUAGAUCACAAUGUUUUAAGUGUAAUUGUGUAUUUUACGUCGGAGCCGGGUGUGUGUGUGUGUGUGUGUGUGUGUGCGUGUGCGUGCGCGCUGUGACUCCAGUGAUCAUGUGGGUCAGAUGUAAAUCGGAAUGAGCGACUUUGUCAACACACAUUCAGUCGUUUGGCUGAUGCAGUCACCUAAAUUUACUUCUGGUAUCAGGUGUCUUGCUUUAGGGCACUCUGACAGAAUACCAUGUGACCUCUUCACACCUCCUCCUCAUCUUAAAUCUAUCAAAAUACCAAUUAAGUACUUGGAGCACUCGGUCCGUUUGCCGUUUUAAUGAUGUAAUCACUUCUCACCAGAAAACAUUCGAUAUUUUCAGAGACUGUGCCGUCAUUUUGUGAUUCUCAUUGGUUGUGAAUCAUCCGUUCUACAGAGAAAUCUCUUACGUCCGUCUGAUAAGAGUUCCUCCUCGCCCUUUAGAUGACACACUGCCUCUUUGAAUGGGAAGUUUGUUUUUAAAAUCAACGGGUCUGAUUCCAAAAUGGCUCAAAGAUAUUAGUGUUAUUGGUUUUUAUGUUAAUAAACAGAAGUGUUUUGGGGAUGUAAUUUUCUUUUAUUUCAAAAAUUCACACUUAAAGUAUCUAAAGUGUGGAAACAUGAAUUACUACUCGAGUAAUGAACUUUGGGCUGUAUUAUUAUUAUUUUUUUUAAAUGAACAGUUUGUUUUGGAAUGAAACCCUUCACUCAUACCUCAGCAGACCAAGGGCUUUAGUUUGGUUUGUUUGUGCUUUGUUUCCUGCAAACGCCUCAGCCUUUGAAUCGUGUUAGUUGUAGCGGCUCGCCUGUGGCGUUUGAAGACACGGGGAUAAAUGGGAUGCUUUAAUGUUUUUGUUUUCUAUAUCAGAGGAAUACAAAUUAUGCAUUUGGGUUGAAAGGAACUGCAAUAUGUACAGUUUUUAAAUGGAAAAAACAUUCCACAGAUGUGGUGUUGGUGCACAAUGUAGCCUGUGAGCUAUUAAAAAAUAUUUUUCUGUUUGUUUUUCUUUGCAUAUGGAUGUUUUUUUUUUCUGAUCUUCGAUGACUGAUUGUAUUUACAGCAGUAGAUAUUUCAAUGUACAUCCAUUUCUACAAUGUCUUCCUGUUUUAUACAUGAAAUCGCUCUGAGAACUAACAAGGUUGGCCUAUUUUUUUUUUUUUUUUUUUGGGACUUGUGUGCAGCUGUUUUCAUGAAAUUAUCCUAGCAUGAAUCUGAAAUUGUUGCUUUUUAAUGUCAAAGCCACUGAUGAAAUAAAUGUCCCCAUCAGCUCACACAUCAAGAGAGGAAUAAGAGCCCUGAUGUUUGUACAGCUUUCCAAAAUGAGCACCCACAUGAAAUGUAAAGCGCAGUUUUUUUUUUGUUUUUCCUCAUUUAGCCAAUAAAUGUAUUCCUCUGA